This is a messenger RNA of Klebsormidium nitens, 2025 nucleotides long. The record is from the annotation of a GenBank genome assembly. NCBI's taxonomy places the organism in Eukaryota, Viridiplantae, Streptophyta, Klebsormidiophyceae, Klebsormidiales, Klebsormidiaceae.
GUGGCGUGCCUGUGCAGCUACGCAUGCCGUGCGACGAGUCGAUUCAAGAACGAGACGAGUGCUCAUGGUUGCUCACCUUUCGAAAGGGAUAUUUUCACUGCUUGUCCCGUCAUGAAGCGCAGCAAAGCGGGCGCCUCCGGCUGUUGAUUACUCCUCCCUGGGCGGUACGGCGCACUUCGUCCCUUUGAGGUGCUGCCCCUUUCACCACUAAAUCGUCCUUUUAGCCUUUCCCUUCUGUUCUUGAGGUUUUGAGCUGCAGGAGCCGGAUUCAGCUUUUGGGCACCUCAAAUUGGAGCUCAUUUCUUGGUGGCACUUCUCAGGUGGGCGGGGAACGCGAUACCCGCUGUUGUUCUCGAGUUGAUGAACUGCCUGCGAUUGUUUCGCCGGCCCAGCAAGACGCGCUACGAACCCGCAGCAACUAGUAUGGCAAACCCAACGUCGGUCAAGCUCGGCAAGCGGGCGCGGAGCAGCCUGCAGCGCACCGUCAGCAGGGAUUCCCUCAGCGACCUCAACAAGCUGAAUGCGCUAGACGUGCUGGCGCCUAUUGACGAUGGGGGGCCUACGGAGGCAGACGCGGAACCCCCCCAGGAGGCAAGGGGUUUUCUGGGGGCCGCUGAAUGGGCUGAGCCGGUGAAAGCCUCCCUGGAAAGCCUGACCCUAGACGAUCCGGUGGAACUGAACCAGGGGCCUAAACCGGCGCAAAGGGAGGUGUUGAGGGAACUAGGACAGGGUGGGGAUAACAGCGACAAGGGCCGGCUUUUGGCGGAUGUGACGAUGUCACCGACCAAGCCCAAGAGAAAGUGGUGGGCGAUGGGGGGUAGAGCUCAAUCGGCAGCUGCGACUAAGCUCCCCUUUCUGCCCACCAAGCCGGUUAAGUGCCCCGUUUACAAACCAGAUGCUGAGCCCUUGAACCAGGAACCAUUGGUGUGCGAGGUCUCCAAGGCCCCAAUUCAAUCCGCCGUUGUCUCCCCCCCUCCAGACAUGGAAAUUGUGCACAAUGACACGUCGCCAAAGUGGACCAGCUCACAGAAUGAGACCGACAGCCCCCGGCACUCCCUCUCAGCAGAGAGCCCCAAGCAACUAGACAGGGACGACCAACAGCGCGCCGAGGCGCAGGCGCAAAAGUACGGGGCACGGGGUGCGGCGUUCGUCAGGAAGGAGCAGGUUUCGGAGCGGUUGCAUCACGCGGCGCACCGCUCGCCCAAGAAGGGAGGGGCAGGGGGCAGGCUGACGUCACCCACAAAGCUGAUGUCACCCACGCUGUCACCCAUUGUAUACUGCCGGCAGGACAGCGGUCAGGAAGUGGCGGAGCUGCUCAACGCGUGCGGGGGGUGCCGGCGGGGGCUUGACAGUAAAAAGGACAUCUACAUGUACGGGGGAGAGAAGGCGUUCUGCAGUGUGAGCUGCCGGUCAAAGGCAAUCGCCAGGGAAGAGAUGGCCCACGUUUGCAGCGCCAAGGCGAGACAGGGGCCAGCACCGUCAAUGCUACCAAGGCUGUGGUGACAUAGAGGGGUCAGCCCAGCGGGGGAUCCCUUCAAUGGAGAGUCGUCAUGCUGAGGGGUUCCAGAACAGCUUGCGGGAGAGGUUGGGAUUUGGAACCCCAAGUCGUACGUGUUGAGGCACCGGGCUGAAGUCUGGUUUGAAGAUGUACAAAGGUGGGUUAAAUAGUCGUAGCUAUAGAGGUUGAACAUGAGACUGGGGGGAACGAGAAGUCACGAUGAAAGGUAGCGGCCCCUCCCAUACGUACAGAAAUGUACAAAGACACAUGGCGCACUCGAUGAUAACUUUGAUCAAUCCAGCCUAUAAGAUGGUCAAUAAGAACGCCUUGAAAAUAGAUAAGGUCGUGGCUCAUAUGGUAGUGCUCACUGAUCCGCUUGCAACACAACACAGAUAUAGACAUAUAAGCCAAGGUAGACUAGCAACUUACAGGAACAAUAAGCUUCGCUGCAACUCAGCGAAAGCGACUCAAUGAUCACUGUUUGAUUGGGCUAUACAAUCUGCAAGAGUUGAUCAGGUGGCCCGGAC